Molecule: messenger RNA, 1481 nt
Organism: Vespula pensylvanica (western yellowjacket)
Lineage: Eukaryota; Metazoa; Arthropoda; Insecta; Hymenoptera; Vespidae
Exons: 5
Coding region: 194-1192 (332 amino acids)
Biological process (GO): cilium assembly
Cellular component (GO): centriole; non-motile cilium
Source: RefSeq, a predicted model, not a curated record
UAACAACAAGACCAUUCUCGUUCUCAUCGAUUUUGUAAAUACAAGAAAGCUUGAUUGGUCCAGUACCAUUAUGUACAACUGACGGCACAUCUAUUCUUUCAAUUAUAGACGCAUCGAUCGCUAUAAUAAACAGAUUUUACUAUUUGAAAUCGAGUUACGAAGUUUAGUUUCUGUAUCCUAAUAAGUUAAUAACAUGUCUCAUAUAAAAGAUGAUCCGCGAGAAGUUCUUGCUACUCUUAAUUCCUUGGGAUUUAUUGGUAUUACUGCACCUCAACUUAAAGCUUUUAUGAAAGAUUUGAAGAUAUACAAGAAGAUAAAAGAACAUGAAAGACAACAACAUAAGGAAGAAAUCAGAAAGAAAAUAAUGAAAAAACAACAGCAUAUGUUUCAUGAAAUUCUUAGUGAACAUUUCAAAGAAUUAAGUGAACAAACCAAUAAUAAUUCCAAUUCUUCCAAUUUUGACAAUGAAUCUUUAGUAAAAGUGAAGAUUAAAUGUAUCCCAAAAAAUAAGGAAAAUCUACAGCAAAGAUAUAUAAAAGAACAAUUUGAUAUACCAUUGAGAGAACCAUCAAAUCUGGCAAAAAACAAAUAUAAAAAAGUAAACCUUAUUGAGGACUCGUGCUUAAAUAGAAAAGAUUAUAAUUGUAUAGAUUCUAAACCUCAUUCAACUGUACUACGAUCCAAGAGUGAUAAUCAAUCUUUUGUCAGUUCUUGUUCUAUGCAGAAUGUUUAUAAUGCAAAUUAUGAUAUUAAUAAAUAUAAUACAGUUUCUCAAGAACAACCAUUAUAUUCAAAGCCAAUGUUAUCAGAUCGUAGUAGACCAAUCAGUGCCCCAAAUAUUUUAGAAAAUAAUCGUAAAUCAAGAUCAAAAAGUAUAUUGUCUGAUCACUCUACUACUGUUCGAUCACAAAGUCUUCCACGUACUAAAAGUUCUAGCUGUUCCACACAUAAAUCAUUUAUUCGGCCAUGGCGAUUACACCCUGAAGUUCAAAAAAAUACAACAAAUAAGAAAUGUGAUCCUGUUGCUCUUUAUCAAAAGUAUCAGGAAGAAUGGAAGCAGAUAGCAUUUCCCGGAGAAGCGAAACAUAUGACUGUAAGGUGGGCUGUACGUGAAAAAAUGCUUGGUGCUGAUCCUCAUCCUCCACCUUUACCAAGAAAAUCCGCGAGUGUACCUAUAUUGAGAAAAAAAUGACCAUAAAUAUAAUAUAGCAUGUAUAAGAAAUUUUAAUUUUUUCCAUCAAUCUGGGAUAUUCCUGACAAAACUGUAUUUACCAUUACGAUUUUACGCUGGAUAUUCCCAAUGAUACAUUUAUAUUGUUACGAUCAUUUAUUACAAUAUUCUCGAUAUGAACGAGCCGCUUUUGUUUAAAAAGUGAACUAUAUAUAAUAUAGCUUAUUGUACGACACACACAUUCUUAUGUGCAGUGCAUUUGAAAAAAACAAAAGAUAAGACUUAAUCCUGUAUAGAAUUAAUGUUUCUU